Messenger RNA from Syzygium oleosum, 3090 nucleotides. Its product is annotated as auxin-binding protein T85. The transcript has 6 exons. Lineage: Eukaryota; Viridiplantae; Streptophyta; Magnoliopsida; Myrtales; Myrtaceae. The coding region runs from base 90 to 677 and encodes 195 amino acids. The record is from RefSeq and is a predicted model, not a curated record. Gene Ontology annotation, molecular function: auxin binding.
AGCCAUUCCCUUUCCUCUGUCCAAAAUCCUUUUUGGAUCCGAAGCGCUGCAGAGUGCGCCAAGAAUCGAGAAGAGAGACCGUCGGACAAAUGGCCGGACUCCGACGCCACUCCGUCCUCGCCGUCGUCGUCCUCCUCCCUCUGCUCCUCUCCGCAACCUCCGACGCUGCACACUGCUCAACAUCCGCUCAAGGUUCAUCACUAGUGAGGAACAUCAGUGAGCUACCACAAGAUAACUAUGGAAGGGAAGGUUUAUCUCACAUAACUGUUGCAGGUUCGUUCAUGCAUGGGAUGAAAGAGAUUGAGGUGUGGCUACAAACCUUUUCUCCGGGGACUUACACGCCAAUACAUCGGCAUUCUUGUGAAGAAAUUUUUGUUGUCCUCAAAGGGAGUGGUACUCUUUAUCUUGCCUCAGAUUCUCAUGGAAUGUACCCCGGAACACCUCAAGAGUUCUCUAUCUUUUCAAACAGCACGUUUCACAUCCCAAUUAAUGAUGCUCACCAGGUAUGGAAUACAAACGAACAUGAGGAUUUGCAAUUUCUUGUCAUCAUAUCUCGUCCACCAGUUAAAGUGUUCAUAUAUGAAGACUGGUUCAUGCCUCAUACUGCUGCAAAACUGAAGUAUCCUUACUACUGGGAUGAGGAAUGUCUCAAAGUUUCUAGAAAGGAUGAGCUUUGAUGUCCUUGCAUUCUUGCCGCUUUCUGACUGAAACUCACGUAUGCAUAGGCAUUAACUAUCAUGGACCAUAAGAUCUUCCUAUUUAACACUGGCUCAAUAACGUUAUAAGACUAGUCAGGCACGCCAUGCUAACAGAAAGAACAACCUCCCCAGCCAAAUUGAAUGCACUAAGACUAGUCAGGUAAAGUAAUUCGUCCCCACGGAUACAUUGGUGGAACAAGUGUUAUAGAAUUGCAUUCCCGGAGGUUUUACAUGGCAUAUACCGUUCUAAUCAUACAACUCAAUUGAAUAUCAAGAAUGAUAUAAGACGUCACUCUCCAAGGACUCACCCGAAUAGCCAACUGGUUUUGCUUUCCCUAUAUCAACUGAUAAAACACUCUACAGCAUGGUAGAAUGUUUAAACAUGUCGCUGUUUGCUUCUGUCCGGGAAAGUUCCUCAGCCGUCAGUUGACUGAAUAAAAGCCCAACCAUGACUGAGUCCGACAUCAUCAUCUGGAACUCCAACAUUUAAAUGCCAUUUUGAUGGCACGAGAAGUUUUUCGACAACAAACACUUUUAACGGGACGGAGGGAACGGCAACAAGUGCUCAUGAUUGGACAAUGGUUGGACUCAAACUUCCUUUUGUUUUCAUCUUCACCUUCCUCGUGUCUGCAACCAUUGAUGCUUCUCCGUGCUCAAGUCGAGGUCUGCUUCUGCACUUUUGCCACAACUGCAGGUGCACUCUUCUCUUGCUUUUUGCGCACUCCUUUGCACUUCAGAAUCAACGCGGUCGGUCUCACCUGAAAUGAAAAAGAAUAGACUUCUAUUUACGUACUUGGGGCAUCAUUUGGAUCGGCAAAGUGAGAGUGUUAAGAAAUGUAUUUGAUAAGAUUCAUAGGAUUGUUAAGCAUCUUGCUAGGUGCAGCCCAAAGGCAAAGAAAGUCUCUUUCAAAGUCCUUUUCCUUCUACCUUCGUCAAAAUGCUGCAUGUGGCAUUGUCAUUCGUCUUCAUUUUUCUGAUUCUUUGUAAUUAGUAUCUCGCCGGCAAAUUCAGACCCAAAUUUAACGAUUUACCCACUGUGAGAAGAUAGUGACAUUCGGUUUCUGGUGUGAGUUUACCACUAGUGAGGAAAAUCAGUGAGCUACGACAAGAUAACUAUGGAUUAGGAGGUUUUUCUCACAUAACGGAGGAAGGCUCGUUCUUGCACGGGAUGAAUGAGGUGCGUCUUUUUUUGCUUUCAACAAAGUUUCAGAGCAUCAUAUGUUUGUCAUUUUUAAUGUAUCAACAGGUUGAUGUACGGCUACAUACCUAUUCUCCCGUGGCUCGCACGCCAAUUCACCCACAUUCCUGUGAAGAUGUGUCUGGUCCUCAAAGGGAACAGUACUCUUUAUCUCGCCUUGACUUCUCAUAAGAAGAACCCGGGAACACCUCAGGAGUUCCACAUCUUUCCGAACAGCACGUUUCAUAUCCCUUUUGACGAUGCUCAUCAGGUAAUGGUUCUUGUAGCGCCCUACAAUUUCGGUAAUAUCCAGAGUUGUUGACCAAUGAUCAUGAUUCCUUUUCUGGGGAGCCUUAGAUACAGUAUAAGGUUCAGACAACUCAUCUUUGCAAGAAUUUGACAUGUUUAGCAAUUCUUUCUGUGGGCUUGAUUGCACUUCCUUUAAGGAUUUCAUAUCAGUCGUCUAGCAUUCUCGAACUUUAGCAGCACACUUGCAGGAAUGGGAUACAAAAGAUACAAGGAUUUCCAAGUUACUGUCAUCAUAUCUCGUCUGCCAAGGAAACUGUAAGCAUAUUUACUUCCUAUUUGCCUGCAUUAUUUGAUUCUUAUCAUUAAUCCAACAUACAUACAUUUUCUUUAUGGUUUUCUCGAUUUUUUGUCGGCGAUGCUGUUUUAUUUAUCACUUUAAUUUUCCCUUUCAAUUUGUCAAUUGAGUCUCUGGGAUAAGGUAAACUGCAUCCCAGAAACUCGGGUUGCCUGUAGUUGACAUUUGUAGGCAGAAGUCAGUGUUUACGGGGUGAUGGAGGUCAAGAGAAUCGGCUGGAUCUGCAUACAAUCAUGUGCACACUCCUGCACAAACCUACAGCUAAGUAUACAGGACGGAGGAAAAAACCCGGAAUACCACUUCAGCUCUCAAAACUAUAGGGAAAUAAAUCUGCAGAAAAUCCGGAUACACCUCGUAACCAUCUUCAAUUGAGAUACAACUCAUUGUACUGAUUGCGAGCCGCACUUGACCCUUUAGCUGUCAUUUUCUGUAUUUUCUGGUGGUGAGAAGUUUAUUCCUGCUAAGUGCUAUGCUCUCACCAGUGAUUGAUUGUGUUUACAAAUCUUUCUGGAGACAUGAUCCUAGAUGUAUCGGCAGAUUUGGCGAACUAUCAAAACUUGAACUGGCUUUUGUCUUCUUGAUGUCUAUAGACAUGAUCGAUUUAUCCUGCC